Molecule: messenger RNA, 1722 nt
Organism: Scheffersomyces stipitis CBS 6054
Lineage: Eukaryota; Fungi; Ascomycota; Pichiomycetes; Serinales; Debaryomycetaceae
Product: oligo-1,6-glucosidase IMA1
Exons: 1
Coding region: 1-1722 (573 amino acids)
Biological process (GO): oligosaccharide catabolic process
Molecular function (GO): alpha-amylase activity
Source: RefSeq, a predicted model, not a curated record
AUGACUAAAAGAAUCUGGUGGAAGGAAGCUACAGUGUACCAGAUCUGGCCCGCUUCUUACAAGGAUUCAAACGGAGAUGGCGUUGGUGACAUUCCUGGCAUUAUCUCCACUUUGGAUUACAUCAAGGAUUUGGGAGUGGAUGUCAUCUGGCUCAGUCCAAUGUACGAGUCACCCCAGGACGAUAUGGGCUACGACAUUUCGGACUACGAGAAAGUCUAUUCCAAGUAUGGUACUCUUGAAGAUUUAGACAAUUUGAUUGAACAAACACACAAGAGAGGCAUGAAAUUGAUCUUAGAUUUAGUCAUUAACCACACUUCGUCUGAACAUGCAUGGUUCAAGGAAUCCAGAUCGUCGAAGACUAACCCAAAGAGAGAUUGGUAUAUCUGGAAACCUCCUGUGUUCGACAAAGAUGGUAAUAGACACCCUCCCAACAACUGGGGAUCGUAUUUUUCGGGAUCUACCUGGACUUAUGACGAGCUCACGGGAGAGUACUACUUGCAUUUAUUUGCUAGCUCACAGCCAGAUUUGAAUUGGGAAAAUGUCGACACAAGAGAUGCCAUCUAUAAGUCGGCCGUAGAGUUCUGGUUGAAGAGAGGGGUUGAUGGUUUUCGAAUUGACACUGCUGGUAUGUACUCCAAAGUCUUAUCGUUUGAAAAUGCCCCUAUCACAUUCCCUGAACUGGAAUUCCAGCCAUGUAAAAUGUUCCAUCAACAUGGACCUCGUAUCCACGAAUUCCACAAGGAAUUAUAUGACAAAAUAAUUUCGAAGUAUGACGUUAUGACUGUUGGAGAAGUUGGUCAUUCUACACGAGAGCAAUCAUUGAAGUACGUCAGUGAAGAAGAAAAAGAAAUGAACAUGAUGUUCUUGUUCGACGUUGUUGAAGUUGGAACUGAUCCUUCUGACAGAUUCAGAUGCAAGGACUUCAACCUUGUUGAAUUUAAGAAAGCCAUUCAAUCUCAAGGAGAGUUUAUCGAAGGCACCGACGCUUGGUCUACUGUUUUCAUUGAAAACCACGACCAACCUAGAUCGAUAUCGAGAUUCGGUAACGACUCUCCAGAGUUCAGAGUUCAAUCUGGGAAAGCUUUGGCUCUCUUACAGGCUACUUUGACUGGAACUGAGUUCAUUUACCAGGGACAAGAAAUCGGCAUGACCAACUUGCCCAGAUCCUGGGAUAUCAGUGAAUAUCUUGACAUCAAUUCAGUUAACUAUUACAGACAUUUCAAAGAAAAGUACGGCAAGGAUGCAGAUUUCAAAGAAAAGCUGAACAAGUUGAUGGACAGCAUCAAUUUGUUUGCCAGAGACAAUGCAAGAUCCCCAGUACAAUGGACCGCUGGCAAGGAGGCCGGAUUCACAACAGGGAAGCCAUGGACUAGAGUCAAUGACAAUUAUAAGGAGAUCAAUGUUGAGUCACAAGUCAAUGAUAAAAAUUCCUUGUUCACUUUCUGGAAAAAUAUAUUGAAAAUCAGAAAGGAAUACAAAGAUCUUUUCAUCUAUGGUUCGUUCAAGAUCCUCGAUACGGAGAACAAGCAAGUAUUCACAUUCUUAAAAACAGACCAAAACAACAAGUCUGCUUACGUAGCCAUUAACUUUUCUACAGAGAAAGCUCCAUUCAAGAAGUUGGUUGAUGGCGAAUUCAAUUUAUUGUAUUCUAACGUACCAAAAGCAGAAGCCAAGGAAGGUAUCUUGACUCCAUAUGAAGCCCGGGUCUACUUGUUGUCCUAA